This is a messenger RNA of Parastagonospora nodorum SN15, 843 nucleotides long. RefSeq lists its product as hypothetical. The coding region runs from base 1 to 843 and encodes 280 amino acids. The transcript is spliced from 2 exons. The record is from RefSeq and is a predicted model, not a curated record. Lineage: Eukaryota; Fungi; Ascomycota; Dothideomycetes; Pleosporales; Phaeosphaeriaceae.
AUGAAGUUCAACAUUGUCUACUUCAUGCUUCCCCUCGUGGUCAUGGGCGCGCUCCAUAACCAUGCCCAAGUCCACAAGCGCGGCGCCCUUGCCAAUCGUGCGGUCCUCACUGAGGUCGUGACUGUCACCGAGAUCCAGACCGUCACCGUUGACGCUGAUGGCACGACUAUGGCCAAGGUCGAGUCUGCGAGCGAGUCCAAGAUCGAGUCCACGAGCCCCGCCAUGAGCGAGUCCAAGAGCUCCUCCGCCAUCAUUCCGACCUCCUCAUCUACCUCAAUUGCUACUACCACCCCGUCCGCCUCCGGCAGCGUCUCUGACACGCCAUACCCCACCCUGAUCCCCAUCCCCGGCUCCGCCAUACUCAAGAACUCCUGCGGCUAUCCCGUGUACAUCUGGUCCACGGGCAAUCCCUCCUGCGAAGGUCCCGAGGCCGUCGCAAAGCUCAUCCCCGCCAACGGCCAACACGUCGAGGAAAUGCGCCGCUGCACCGACGGCGGCGUGGCAUUCAAGCUCUCGCGCACCGCGUCGUCAGCCAAGCCGAUGCAAUUCGAAUACACGAUUUGGUCGGAUCGCAAGACGGUUUCGUACGACAUUUCAUACCUCGAUUGUAUGAAGAACACGUCUGGCGAGCAGGAUCUGUCCGAGUGCGCGGGCCAUGAUGGAGGCAUCCAAGCUGCCGGUGGAGAAGAUUGCCCUGAUUACCAGUGUUUCGCCAAUCGCUGGUGCGAUCAGCAGGCGUACGUUGUGGCCGAAUUCGGCUACAAAUCUGGUGCGCCCGUGGGAGGAUGCACGGUGCAGAAGGGCAUUGCGUUUGAGCUGUGCGCCUCAAAUCGCGCCAACUGA